UGCAUGACCUGGAGGAACUUGACGAUGACCUUGGAGGAAGGGCGGAUCAAGACUUGGCGCUUGCCGGCCUUCUCGGCGUUGUUGAUGCUGUUGAGGGCAUCGUGGAGGACGGAAGUGCGGACCAUUUUGGCGGUGUUGAGGAGACGGAGAUUCUCAAAUCGGAGAUGUGGAAAUGAGGUAUCUGCCAGAGGUUCGAGGUUUGUGUUAGCCUUUCGGUCGAGGCUCGACUGGGUGGAAGAGUGCCCUCGUUGAUGAUUCUUCAAGAGGGUUCUGCCCGCCAGCUGCUGACGAGGAGGAGCGUAUCAUGUCGUCGACCCGCGUUUUGCCAACACGGGCCUCCAUGAUUGCCCUCCUCAGCCUGUGCGAAAGGCGUCGUCCUGCUGUUGAGUCAUGUCCCGAGAGCGGGAUGAAUAUACAUACCUCGUUGGUGAUUGACGGAUAGUGGUCGCGGAGAAGGUCGGUGGGCGGGCGUCGACUUUUCAACAAGGCCUGGCAGAAGCAACAACCCCAGAGAAAUUUGUCGUCGCCUAGCUUGUGGGUCGUGGUGGUGGCCCGUGCUCCUCGAAACUUUGCCCUAAUGCCUACUGCAGCAACAUUUCGCCAAUCCCCUUCUGGCAGAGCGCCCCGCUUUCGCGAAGCACACACCAAAAUUUUGAUGGAUCCAGCCAAUUGGGUGGGGCGCUCGGGGCUCGCACAUUAUUCUCGAAUUUCUGUCCACCGGCCUGUUCUAGCUCCCCUCCCUCCUGAUACCUACACACGAAUAAAAGGAUCAUUACCAAUUUACUCUUCGAGGAUCGCACCGGCACUUUACUUGGAAAGUAAAUCAUCAAGAUGUCGGACGUAGAAGAGACUCAGCAGGUUGCCGACGUCGAGGUCGAGGUUUCGGCCGAGGCCAGCAAGGGCCAGAUGUCUGUCCUUGACGCUCUCAAGGGUGUUCUCAAGCUCUCCCUCAUGCACGACGGUCUCGCCCGCGGUCUCCGUGAGGCUUCCAAGGCCCUCGACCGCCGCCAGGCCCACAUGUGCGUCCUCAACGAGUCCUGCGAGGAGGAGGCCUACAAGAAGCUCGUCAUUGCCCUCUGCUCCGAGCACAAGAUCCCUCUGAUCAAGGUUCCCGAUGGAAAGCAAUUGGGCGAGUGGGCUGGUCUCUGCGUCCUCGACCGUGAGGGUAACGCCCGCAAGGUUGUCAACUGCUCUUGCGUCGUCGUCAAGGACUGGGGUGAGGAGUCGCAGGAGCGCUCCAUCCUCCUCGACUACUUCCAGUCUGAGGCUUAAAUUUCUUGACACCACCGCCGCUUAGGGGAGUGGGGGGAGGUAGCUUUUAGUCGUUCUUCACUGCAACGAUUGAACUGGAAGAGAGAAAGGGGGUUUUCAUACCUGGGACGGGUUUUUUCGGCGUAUCAAAACGAAUUCGGCAUUAGACUCGGAACACCUCUUUCACAGCCACGACCGUGGAUGGGGGCAAGGGCAACAAAUCUCUGGGCGCAUUUAUGGUCACAAACGGAUGGACACGACAAAUUGGGGAAAUUCGGGCAAGCUACCUCCUUUUUCUUCCCUCAGAAUGAGGACGAGACAAAAAUCAAGACAGUCAAAAAAUUCAAAAGCCUUUUGAUCUGGGAC
Podospora pseudocomata is the source of this 1617-nucleotide messenger RNA. RefSeq names its product 40S ribosomal protein S12 (gene RPS12). Gene Ontology annotation, biological process: translation. NCBI's taxonomy places the organism in Eukaryota, Fungi, Ascomycota, Sordariomycetes, Sordariales, Podosporaceae. Gene Ontology annotation, cellular component: ribosome; cytosolic small ribosomal subunit. The record is from RefSeq and is a predicted model, not a curated record. The transcript has 3 exons. Bases 832 to 1272 code for a protein of 146 amino acids. Gene Ontology annotation, molecular function: structural constituent of ribosome.